AUGAGCGGUCUAGCUGGAAAAGCCAAGACAGAAAUGACUGAAGAUGAACUCAAGAAAUUAGAAGAGGAAGAAUUCAACACUGGUCCAUUAUCAGUCUUGAACCAGUCGGUCAAGAACAAUACGCAGAUCCUCAUCAACUGCAGAAACAAUCGCAAACUAUUGGCCCGUGUCAAGGCCUUUGACAGACACUGUAAUAUGGUUUUGGAAAAUGUUAAGGAGAUGUGGACAGAGACUCCAAAAUCUGGCAAGGGAGUCAAAAAGUCCAAACCAGUCAACAAGGAUCGUUUCAUCAGCAAGAUGUUCUUACGGGGAGACUCUGUUGUAUUGGUAUUGAGUAUCCUCCUUGGCUAUAUCCGUAUUUUGCAACGACAUCAACCAGACACUUUUACGACUGUUGCAAACGACAUAGAAUCCUCACUAGAACGCGUAUCUGCAGACAAUACACUAUACAACCUCCACAGUGCAUCGACCCAGAACUCCAUGUCUGGUGAUAAUCUGAGAGGUGGCCAAGAUGGUGUGCUGGACGCACAGAUUGCAUCAGGCAUAUCGCUCACCGCAUUGUUACAAGACAUUGGUUAUAGCAGUUGUCUUGGUCCAAACACAUUAUUGAAAAUAUUAGAGCAGAUUGGAAUCAACCGAUCCAAUGCUGCUUCCAGACUAAAAGAAGACGAAAUCGCUCGAGUCCUUGCCAUGAUGGCUCGAACGCAUACUGGUCUGACUCCCAAUCCAGCAUUUCAACAUAUAACGUCAGCUAUAUUCGAUCGUAUGGAUCCAGAAGAGCUGAAACGAGUGCAAACUUGGGAUGUGGCAAUGUUUAUGGCGACCAUACUAGAUUUGAAACCUAUUCUAGAUUGGUUUUCCAUGAUGAGAGCCUUGGAUCAUCCUGAAUUCAUACUAUAUGAUGCUACGGGACUCAACAUUAUAUUGAAUGCCACCAAAGUUGGAAUACCAAACCUGUAUCAAUUUCCCAUCAAUGCCUUCUUUGGCAGAUGGAGAAAUCUCAAGGGUCAUCUCAGCUUUUUGAAAUUGGCUAUAUCAAAUCGACCCGAGAUAUUUGUCGUGACUCAAAGUGUAGGCCGUCGAGUCAUAGAUGCGCUGAAUAUGCAGUCGCUCAUGAACCAGCCAUGGAAUUCUUUGGAGUUGCUGGAAACUCUGCUAUUCUUGUCUGAGACUGAAUUGUAUGAGGAAGUCAAGAGGAUUUUUGAGUUUGCUUCUCAGCAAGCUCCAGAAGUCGUGUUAUUAGGUUUGGCUGAACUCAAAGCUCCAUGGACACCCUUCCAGAAAGAAUUAGUUUUGAAUUUAGUCAUGACCUUCUUAAGUGGUGGCCACUCUAAUUCUGUAUUUGUCUUGUCGAAACUAUGGCAAAUCUCAGAAUCCUCUGUUAUAACUGGUCUCCAACGUCUUUACAUGACUGAUCCAACCAAUCUCUCUCGCAUCUUGGAUGUCGCUCAAGACAUGAAGGCACUACCUCAAAUCCUCGAAUCAAAGCCAUAUUCCUUCUCUAUAGAUUUAGCGGCUCUAGCAUCCAGGAGAGAUUAUCUCAACCUAGAAAAGUGGCUCACUGAUCAUAUACGUGAUGAGGGUGAUGUCUUCAUCAAGUCAUGUGUGGAUUUUAUGUAUGAGAAGGUGUUACGGCAGGAUAACUUUUCUAUGCAACAGUCCGUUCCCUUGUCGCCAGACGUUGUCAAUAUCUUCCUCCGAAUCCUGCAAAAUCAUAGCAGCGCAAUGCCAGCUGAUACAGACGAAAGAUGGAAGGAAAUUGUCACUGCAUUUGCAAGAACACCGCAUAUGAUGAAUAUGGCCACUAGCUCACCUGCUGAUGGAGAGGAGAGCGGUGUUAGAGAAGGUGGCUCCUUUUCUGCAGACGUUGAGGAGGAAGUCAAUGCCUAUUAUGAACGUAUAUAUCAGGGCGAAAUAUCCAUAUCUCAGAUCGUUGAACUGCUACAAAGGUUCAAGGUCUCACCAAACCAAAGAGAACAGGACAUUUACUCUUGCAUCAUCCACAAUCUAUUCGACGAAUAUAAAUUCUUCCCUAGAUAUCCCGAUAAUUACCUUGCCAUAACCAGUCUCCUAUUUGGUGCCCUGAUACAACACCAGAUAGUAUCAUACAUGCCACUCGGUAUUGCCCUUCGAUACGUUCUUGAUGCUUUACGGCAACCUGUAGGAUCGAAACUAUUCCGAUUCGGUAUACAGGCCUUGUCUCAAUUCCAGUCGCGGCUAGGUGAAUGGCCUCAAUACUGCUCUCAUCUAUUGCAAAUAACGCAUUUGGUACAAGCACAUCCAGAUAUAGUACAAUAUAUUCGUAGUUUGCAGGAAAGUCAAGCUGCAGGUGCAGCAAAUGGAGCCCCAGAGCCAGGAGCUGUAACUGGAAGUGAAGUAGUAGGAGCAGUGAUACCUAGUUCUUCAUCGACUAGUGUAUUUGCUGCUAUAAAAUUGGACAAUUUAGUAGAUCCGACUGAACCCGAAAGCUUAGAAGUGCCCAAUGAGGUCGUGCAAGAUAAGAUACUCUUCAUCAUAAAUAAUAUCUCACCAGCUAAUCUAGAAACCAAGAUACGAGAGAUGCGUGAACUAAUGAGGGACACAUACAACAAGUGGUUUAGUAACUAUAUUGUUGAAAAACGAGCUAGCAUCGAACCCAACUUCCAUUCCUUGUAUAUUUCCUUCCUCGAUGCCCUCGAAUCCACACCAUUGUAUCGCUUUGUAUUGAUUGAGACAUUUGUAAACAUUCGCAACUUGUUGAAUUCGGACAAGACUGUAACCUCAUCGCAAGAACGUACACUACUCAAAAAUUUGGGAACGUGGUUGGGAUCCAUCACGUUAGCUAAAAAUAAGCCCAUUAAACACAGACAUAUAUCUUUCAAGGAUUUGCUGAUUGAAGGUUUUGAAAACAAUCGACUGAUUGUAGUCAUUCCGUUUGUGUGCAAAGUGAUGGAGCAAGUGAAUAACAGUAAAGUCUUCAAACCACCAAACCCAUGGCUGAUGGCAAUCAUGAAACUCUUGGCUGAAUUAUAUCACUUUGCUGAUUUGAAACUCAACCUCAAGUUUGAAAUUGAAGUGCUUUGCAAGAAUAUCAAGUUGGAUGUCAAAGAGAUACAACCUACAACUCUGCUAAGGAACAGACCACCGAAAGAGCUGCCAGCACCCGCUUUACGAGAAUUGGAACGAUUGCCACCAGUAACCACUGUUGGUAUUCCUGUCAGUGCAGCUGGAGCUCCUGCUCAUUCAUUGCCUCCAUCUACUGGCACUGCUCCUGCGACUGUUGAAAACUUGUUGUCAUACAAUCUUGCAGCUGAGCUAGUCAUCAAUCCAAACCUCCCAUUGUUUGUUGCUCAGCCAUCACUGAAGCGCUUCAUUCACGUUGCCAUUGAGAGAGCUAUUCGUGAGAUCAUUGUGCCUGUCGUGGAACGCAGUGUGACGAUUGCUGCGAUUGCUACCAAAGAGCUGGUGAUCAAGGAUUUCGCAUUGGAACCUAAUGAAGACAAGAUGAGAAAGGCUGCUCACUUGAUGGUUCAAAGUCUUGCUGGGAGUCUCGCAUCUGUGACCUGUCGAGAGCCUUUACGUUUGAGUAUGAUUGCCAACAUUAAGGGUCUCCUUUUACAGAAUGGUUUCACAGAGCAAUCGUUGCCAGAGCAAGCAAUCUUUGUUAUUGUAUCUGAUAAUUUGGAUUUGGCUUGUUCCGUCAUUGAGAGGACUGCAGCAGAAAAGGCCGUUCCUGAAGUCGAUGAGGGCUUAAGGGAAUCAUAUCUUGGUAGAAGGAAGCAUCGUGAGCGAACUGGUGCUCCAUACUAUGAUAUGACUGUGUAUGCUGCCUCCCGCUACCCAUCAACUCUACCAGAGACUUUAAGAUUGAAGGCUGGCGGAUUGACCAUACAGCAACUUAGAGUAUAUGAAGAUUUCUCUAGAAUGUCUCGAAUCAUGCAAAGCGGUGCACAAGAAGUCGCUGAUCGUCAACAUGCUCGUGUUGAUAUGGCUAGACGAGAUGCUCGACCUGACGCUAUGCCAACAUCAUAUGCCACUCCCGUACCUCCAUAUGAAGAAACCCCAGUACUCUUGACGACUCAACAAGCAUUGGAAAAAUUUGGUGCAUCUAUAGUAGAACUGGACAAGUUUGCUGCUAGUCAACCAGUAACCAUGACAAUGGCUAAUCUCCCUCCGCAACACGAAUUGAGAGCUGCAUUGAAGCAAAUUCCAUUAUUGGUAACUCAAGCCUUCCAACGAGAAGAGACUGCUUUGAUGUUUUCCCAGAAAGUGGUACAACUCUUGUACAAGACUGAAUUGGUCUUGUCAAGAGAAAUGUAUAUUGUAUUGCUAGAAAGGUUGUGUGAGUUAUCCAAGACUGUUGCUAAGGAAGUCAAUGCUUGGUUGUUGUAUGCUGAUGAUGAGCGCAAGUACAAUGUGCCAGUAACAGCAGCACUCAUCAGAUCACAUCUGAUUAAUGUACCCGAGAUGGAUAUGCAGCUUGCUCGUCUUAUGGAUAUUGGUCGACCCACUGUAGUUGAAUUCACGUCAUGGCUCAUCAAGAAAUGUGUCUUGGAAGAACCGGCUAUUGCAUCUCAGAAUGAUUUCUUCAAUUCUGUCGAGAUACUUACCAAGAUCGCGUCUCGCGGAAAGGCUCCUGAUAGUCUAAAUCAGUUGCUUCAAGAAUUGAGGCUUCGGUCAUCUGCUGUAUCUAUCCGCGACUUGAUUGGCAAGGAUAGUGAAAGCUCUGGAGUCCGUGAUCAGUUGGCAGCCUUGUUUACUGAAUGGGUCCGAUUGUAUCAUCAUCCAGCUUCGAAUGAGAAGUCUCAUUUACGGUAUAUCACUCAGUUGCAACAACAAGGUGUACUCAAGACAGAAGAUGUCUCGUCUCUGUUCUUCCGAGUAUGCACUGAACUGAGUGUAGAAGCAUACAUGAAAGCUCCAGCAGGAACACCAUCAGUAGUAGCCUUUCAAGCUGUAGAUGCUUUUGCUCGUCUUAUAGUAUUGGUAGUCCGCCAUUACAAUGAUCCUGCGGCCCAAAAUGUCAAUUAUGCCAAGUUGACAUUGACGACCAAGAUCUUGUCUAUUACAGUCUUAGUGUUAGUUCAUUCUCAUGAGCAACGGAAAACGACAUUUAACCAACGACCCUUCUUCCGACUCUUGUCGUCGUUGCUUAAUGAUUUGAAUUCAUUCGAGCCUCACUUGCAGCCAAUUUACUUCCAGAUUUUAUCAUACUUGAGCAACACCUUCCAUACGUUACAACCAUCAUUCUUGCCUGGAUUUACAUUCUCUUGGCUGCAAUUGGUAUCGCAUCGAUUCUUCAUGCCUAAACUGUUGUUGGCUGAGAAUCAAAAGGGAUGGCCAUUCUUCCAACGACUGUUGGUUGAUCUCUUCAAAUUCCUCGCUCCAUUCUUACGCCAAUCAGAUCUCACAGACACGGUUCGACUCUUGUAUAAAGGCACCAUUCGAGUCUUGCUAGUGCUAUUGCAUGAUUUCCCCGAGUUUUUAUGUGACUACCACUUCAGUUUUGUGGAUGUUAUCCCACAUUCUUGUACUCAACUCCGCAACUUGAUAUUGAGUGCCUUCCCUCGCAGCAUGAGGCUUCCAGAUCCAUUCACACCAAACUUGAAGGUGGACUUGUUACCGGAAAUCAAUCAAGCCCCACAUAUAUUGUCUGAUUAUACGUCUGGCCUGAUGGUGAAUAAUUUAAAGACGGACAUUGAUUCAUAUUUGAGAAAUCGAGCACCAGGUGCCUUCUUGACUGAAAUUGCAGGUCGUUUAUUGGUGCCCCCUGGUACACUAGUUGAUGGAUCAAAGUAUAUGAUAUCGACCAUCAAUUCUUUGGUGUUGUAUGUUGGAAGUCAAGCUAUAGCACAGAAUAAGCCUGGACAAGCUGUGCAGCAAUCACCCGUUCACGGAGCGUCUAUGGAUAUCUUUAAGCAGUUGGUGACUGAUUUAGAUCCUGAAGGACGAUAUUUGUUUUUAAGCGGUAUUGCCAACCAAUUGAGAUACCCCAACAGCCACACACACUACUUUAGCAAUGUACUAUUAUACCUCUUCCUUGAAGCUGAGCAAGAGAUUGUGCAAGAACAGAUUACUCGUGUAUUGAUUGAACGUCUGAUUGUAAAUCGACCUCAUCCAUAUGGACUACUAGUUGCAUUUAUUGAAUUGAUUCGUAAUCCUCGAUACGGUUUCUGGAAUCAUACCAACUUUAUCCAGUGUGCUCCGGAAAUCGACCGUCUCUUCUCGAAUGUGGCAAAGAGUCUUGCAUCUCAGCAAUGA
This is a messenger RNA of Synchytrium microbalum, 6240 nucleotides long. RefSeq lists its product as uncharacterized. Gene Ontology annotation, biological process: RNA splicing; nuclear-transcribed mRNA catabolic process, deadenylation-dependent decay. Gene Ontology annotation, cellular component: P-body; small nuclear ribonucleoprotein complex; CCR4-NOT core complex. Gene Ontology annotation, molecular function: molecular adaptor activity; RNA binding. Bases 1 to 6240 code for a protein of 2079 amino acids. The record is from RefSeq and is a predicted model, not a curated record. Lineage: Eukaryota; Fungi; Chytridiomycota; Chytridiomycetes; Synchytriales; Synchytriaceae. The transcript has 28 exons.